Molecule: messenger RNA, 2247 nt
Organism: Topomyia yanbarensis
Lineage: Eukaryota; Metazoa; Arthropoda; Insecta; Diptera; Culicidae
Exons: 1
Coding region: 1-2247 (748 amino acids)
Source: RefSeq, a predicted model, not a curated record
AUGCAAAGUGACCAAUUGUCGGUCCGAAUCCAACGUCUCGAUGAGUUGUGGCGAGAGUUUGAAAGUAUUCAAGAUGAAAUCGAGGUUUUGGAAGACUCAGAAGAGCAAUUUUCGGAUGAACGCCGUGAGUUCCAAACAUUAUAUUUCGAAUUAAAGGCAUCCUUGGAGGGUAAGCUUCCAUCUCGUCCACCUACGGCACCUCCAUUGCCAUUGCCAUCGGUUCAUGUGCAGCCAGUUGCGAACAUACGGCUGCCAGAAAUUUCGUUAAAACAGUUCUCUGGCAGAAUCGAUGAUUGGGUAUCUUUUCGUGACCUGUUUGUGUCAUUAAUUCACAACAAUCAACAACUCGGAGCGGUUCAAAAGUUGCAUUAUUUGCGAGCAACGAUUUCUGGUGAAGCGGCUGGAAUCAUUUCGUCGCUCGAUCUGUCUGCCAACAACUAUUCGGUUGCUUGGAAAAUGUUGCGGGAACGAUACGAAAAUAAAAACUUUCUGAUUAAAAGACACAUUUCUGGAUUACUGUCAAUUUCUUCCCUAAAAAGGGAGUCGUCUUCGGGACUUUCGGAACUGGCCGAUGAGUUCGACCGGCAUGUACAGUUACUUGACAAACUCGAGAACAAAGAGGACCACUGGAAUUCGUUUCUAGUCGAGCGGUUGAGUAAUUGUUUAGAUUCCGCUGCGCUACGAGAAUGGGAAACACAAGUCUCUGACGAGGAAAGGCCCACUUACAAACAACUUCUCGAGUUUGUGCACAAGAGAUCACGAAUCUUACAAACCAUAAUGCUCUCCCACACUAGCAAUACCCAAUCAGAUACAAAACCAUUAAAGUCUCGCCUCACCACUGCCCACGUUGCUUCUGAUAACAUCCCUAAGUGCCCUAGUUGCAAACAAGCUCAUUUGCUAUUCCAGUGCGACCAGUUUCGCAAUCUCGUUCCGAAGCAACGUUUCGAAUUUGUCAAGAGGCAUGGGCUCUGUAUAAACUGCCUGAAAGGCAAUCAUCUUGCGAGGGAUUGCUCCAGCGGUUCCUGCAAAACCUGCGCAAAGAAACAUCAUUCGCUGCUGCAUCUGAUGCCGGCUUCGUCGCCCACGGUGACAGUAACAUCUGCAGCAGGCUCCAAGCAAUUAACAUCCGCUUUGACGUGUCAGCCCGCUGAAGCAUCCUGUUCGCAAGUCGGUCCGGUCGUAAAUGCCCAUCCGGUAGGGUGUUCGGUAGCCUCACCACUCGCGUUCCCGUCGUCAUCGAAAACGUUGAACUCGCAUUCGUAUUCGGUCGGUAUCGCUCCCUCCUCGUCGUCGGUUGAUAAAUCGUUCGAUAUCGCAAACAGUCACCUUCCAUAUACCUCCUGUCAAAGUGCAGAACUGAAUUCGAAGGUUCGUAAUACUAUGGUGAUGUUGUCUACGGCCAUCAUUAAAGUGAAAGAUGCAGAUAAUAGUUACCAAUUUGCUAGAGCACUCCUGGACAGCGGCUCUCAGCCUAGCUUCAUCACCGAGGCGCUAUGUCAGCGACUUCGGUUAAAACGUUCCAAGUUAAACUCGCCGGUCAGUGGCAUCGGUCAAUCCACUGUCACUGUUCAUCACGGUGUGACAUUAUCACUCGCUUCUCGUUUCGGUGAUUUCGAAUACAAUCUUGAUUGUUUAGUACUGCCAAGGCUGACCGUCUCGCUACCCAGUCAUCACAUUGACGUUUCACGAUGGCGGAUCCCACGCCACCUACCGUUGGCUGAUCCCCAGUUCAACAUUAGUCAGGGGAUUGAUAUCAUCAUUGGCGCAGAAUUGUUCUUCGAUUUGUUGGAGAAUAAACAAUUUUCGCUAGCAGUGGGCUACCCACUACUCCAAAAGACCGUUCUGGGAUACAUUAUCUGCGGAAGGGUUGCGGAGCCAAUCACAGAACAAACUUCCGUACAAAGCAGCCACGUCUGCACAGAAGACCUACUCGAUAGUCAACUUAAACGAUUCUGGGAGGUUGAUAAUUUCGAUGACGGUAAAGCGUACACCAGCGACGAGCAAGCUUGCGAGGACCAUUUCAAUGAAACAAUUUCUCGUGGUUCAGAUGGACGGUAUAUAGUUCGCCUUCCGUUACGGCAAGAGAUGCUAACGAUGAUUGGAGAUUCGUAUACUCCGGCACUACGACGGUUCCUGUCGAUGGAAAAGAAGUUCGCCAACGAUGAAGAUCUCCGUCUGGAAUACAGCAAUUUCAUUGAGGAGUACGACAGGUUAGGUCACAUGGAGGUGAUCGCGCGCGUCGUGUAG